This is a messenger RNA of Drechmeria coniospora, 1728 nucleotides long. RefSeq lists its product as uncharacterized. The coding region runs from base 1 to 1728 and encodes 575 amino acids. Gene Ontology annotation, cellular component: cytosolic [4Fe-4S] assembly targeting complex. The record is from RefSeq and is a predicted model, not a curated record. Gene Ontology annotation, biological process: iron-sulfur cluster assembly. Lineage: Eukaryota; Fungi; Ascomycota; Sordariomycetes; Hypocreales; Ophiocordycipitaceae. The transcript has a single exon. Gene Ontology annotation, molecular function: 4 iron, 4 sulfur cluster binding.
AUGAGCGCCAUCCUCUCCGCCGACGACCUGAACGAUUUCAUCUCGCCAGGCGUCACCUGCAUAAAGCCCAUCGAGACGCUACCCGCCGCGCCGACGGCGUCGGAGAACGAAGUCAUCCUCGACGGACAGCACCCUGCAUCUUUGACGCCGGCUUCGGCCGCCCAGAUUUCCCUCACCGACUGCCUCGCCUGCUCCGGCUGCGUCACCUCGGCCGAGGCAGUGCUGGUCAGCCUGCAGAGUCACGCCGAGGUGCUCUCGACGCUCGACGGCGCACCCGCGCUACGCGUACGUCCUUCGGCAGCAAGCGAGAGCGGCUUCGCCGUCGACGGACUCGAGAAUGAAGAUUCGAAGCUGUUUGUCGCGAGCGUGAGCCCGCAAACGAGGGCGAACCUGGCGGCGGCGUGCGGAGGAGGUGCGUCGGAGCGAGAUGCCGGCCGCAUGCUGGAAACCCUGCUCGGCGGUCCGUCGGGGCUGGCUGCCGGAGGGAGGUGGCGGAACGGCUUCACGUGGGUGGUCGACACCAACGUCGCGCGGGAAGCGACGCUCGUCUUGGCAGCUGACGAAGUGCUCGCCUCCGCCGAGACCGGCCGGCCCGUCCUCUCGCGGCCCAUCCUCGCCUCGUCAUGCCCCGGCUGGGUCUGCUAUGCCGAAAAGACGCACCCCCACGUGCUCCCUCACCUUUCCAGGGUCAAGUCGCCCCAGGCCCUGAUGGGGACCCUGCUCAAGACGGUCCUGAGCCGGAGGCUAGGCAUACCGCCGAGCAGGAUAUGGCACCUGGCCGUCAUGCCGUGCUUCGACAAGAAGCUCGAGGCGAGCAGGGAGGAGCUCACCGACGAGGUCUGGGCCGGCGCCGGCCUGCCGGGCAGGGGCGUCCGCGAUGUCGACUGCGUCAUCACAAGCAAGGAAAUCGUCAUGCUCGCCGAAUCGAGAGGGAUAAACUUCCUUGACAUUCCUAGAAGCGAAAGCUCGACGGCCGCACCCGUGCCGUUCCCGGACCCGAGGCUGCAGGCCUUUCUGUUCCCCCCAAACGGCACCCGCAACCCGCCCCGCGCGGCCGGCUCCUCGGGCGGACUGCUGCAUCACAUCCUGCAACGCAGGGCCUCGCAAACGCCCGGCGCCAACGUCCAGAUGAUGCGCGGCCGCAACGCCGAUGUCGUCGAGUUCGUCGUCGUCGUCGACGGGGAAACCGUAUUCAAGGCGGCGCGGUACUACGGAUUCAGGAAUAUCCAAAAUCUCGUCCGGAGACUGAAGCCUGCGCGGCCGUCUCGCAUGCCCGGCGGACGGCCGUUUGGAAGCGCGCGGAGACCGUCCGGGAAGACGGCGUCUCUCGAAUAUGGCUAUGUCGAGGUCAUGGCGUGCCCGGGGGGCUGCACCAACGGUGGCGGCCAGAUCAAGGUGGACGACCGUCUCGUCGCCGAGCGCAAGCACCUGUCCGGCAAGCCCGGUCCGCAGGAGCACAAGAGCUGGCUCGAGGAAGUAGAUGAAGCAUACUUCUCCGCCGACGAGAUGACGGGGGAUGAGGUUGUGGUAUCGGGGGAUGUCGUGGGCGGCAUCUCCCGGUCAUACAUAAAUGAUACCCUGGCGUACUGGGCCGACAUGACGGGCAUUGGUCUGGAAAGGCUGGCACUCACGAGCUUUCGCGAGGUGCUCGGCAGCGUCGGGAAGGACGACGUCUCCGACGCGGACAAGGUUGUUCAGCUGGCUGGCAAGAUAGGCGGCGGGUGGUAG